AUGUCCUCGCCUCAAAUGUAAUUCUUAAUUAGCACAAAUCUCCCAAAAUCGCCUGCCAGAAGUAUAAAAAGUGGCAAAAAAGACCCCGAGACGAGAUUUUUUGAAAAAAGAUUUAACAGACAAGUCCAUGUGAGGCCAAGCAGCGCACGGCAUGACGACAGCUUUUCAAACGGCAGCCCAGGACUGCGAAAAAAAGGGCUUUCAGCCAAAAGAAGCAAUAUAACGAACACUCGUUAUCAUUUCAAGCGAGAAGACGAUUCCAGCUUUAUUAGCAGACUCAGACCAAGAAUGGUGCCAAUUGAUAAAGAGCGUUUAUUUGACGAAAAUCUUGAAUUAAAGAUGAAGCUGAAUUCCGUCAAUGAAUAUAUUGUAAAGCAAAAAACCAAAAUCAGCUACUUGGAAAAAGAAAUUUUAAAGCGAGAAGAUUUUAUAGACGAGAUGCGAAAACAGCCUGUUGAAAAUUUAUCGUCGCCAGAAAUAAAGCAGUAUCACCUGAUAGAAGGACUGAAAAAUGCUAAUAAAGGCUUAAAAAGUGAACUGGAAAAAAAAGAGCACGAAAUUGAUAUGCUGAGGAGGAAUUUAAAAUGCACGAAAUAUGAAGAAUUGGAGAUUGAAAAUCAUGCAUAUAUUGAUGAGUGUACAAGACUCAGGAGACAUUUAGAAAACUUAAUGGGCGGGAAAAAAUCCCCUGUGAGUCAUAUUAAUUCAAAUAAUGAUUUUAACCCAAGAAGCGCACCUGAAGAUUCUCCUAGUGAAAAUGAUAAAGCGAUUAUAGAAAAUUUAAGACAAGAAAAUACAGAAAUAGUAAAAGCACUGAAUAGAGGGACUGAAGAAAUAAAAAAAUUAAAUGAAAGAAUUAUUGAGCUCGAAAAUGACUCUGCAAAUGAAAAAAAAUCAGCGACAAAAAGUUUGAAGACGGAGAUCCAGAAAUUAAAGCUAAAAAUGGAUGAAGUUAAGAGGGAAAAAGAAAAAAGUGAAGAAGAAAUGGGGAAUAGGAUGAAAAAAAUGAGCAUAGAGCAUACAGAAAAAAUUGAAAAUUUAAAUUUGGUUAUAAGGAAGCAUGAGCUGACGAUUUCGACGUUAAAAAGCGAAAUUUCAAAUUUAAAAGAAGAAUUAAAGGCAAAUAAAGAAGACUGAAAGGCUGAUAAAGAAGAGCUAAAGAAAAAUAAAGAAGAAUUAAAGGCAGCAAAAGACGAAUUGUCAAAGAAAAAAGAGCCAGAAAAGCCAAUCAUCAUGAAAAUCCCAAAAUUAUUUUUAAAAAUGUACUUAAAAAUGCAAAAAGAAAAAAUAAAUAUUUUACAAUUUUUGCAAAAAAUAAGCAAAAAUAACAAAAAAUUUGAAGAUAUAUCAGAGUUUGUAGAAGAACUAAAAAGAUUUGAUAUAAAAAUAACUGAAAAUGAAGCUUUGCAAGCUAUUGAUAAAAUAGGUGGAAAAAUUUCUAUAGAAGAAAUUAUUGCAAGAUAUGAGCUAUUUAUUCAAGAAGAAAUAUAUUCUGAGUCAAGCUCAGAAGAGGAAGAAAGUGAUGUAAAUUUUAGCCCAAAUGUCAAGCCAAUUUCUCCUCAGAGCUCGCCACCUACUUCUCUGCGAACUGAUGAAGAGUCAAAGCUAAGCCUAAAUACGACAAUAAAAUCUAAGCCUAUGAUAAAGAUUGAAGAAAUAUCUAAUGUUUUAAAGCACAUUUCACUAAUUCCCCCCUCCGUGAGUGAACAAAAAAACUUGUUCGCUCACAGAGGGGGGUUAAUUUUUUUUUUUUAAAAAAUUUAUAUAUAAAUUUUAUAGAAAAAUUGUUUUAUCGAAAUUUUAAAAAAAUCUUAAUUCGCAAAAAUUGGAAGGCAAAUAUUAAUUUUAAUUAUAAAAAUUUAUGUUUUAAAGCGCAAAUUUGUUAAAAUUAAACAGAAUUAGCUAUAGAUUUCAUUAUACUAAUUAUCACUUAUAUAUCCAUUUUUUUUUCAUAAAAAAUUUUUGUUCGCGGAGGAUGAGUUUUUGGGCAAAAUAGCGAUUUUUCUAAUGUUUUUGUUCACUCACAGAGGGGAGAUUAAGAAUGCAGCUUAAUAGACUACCAAAAUCGUCAUUAUCACAAAUAUUAUUUGGCGAAGCUUUUAGUGGGGAACAAUUAGUGUCUAAAGUGCAGCUUAUAGGGCUAUUUGAAAACCCUCCUUUACAAUUCCGAUUAAAUUCAGAGCUAGAUAGACUGUGUCAAUAUUUAAUAGAACAAGAAAAUAUGCCACAGUCAAAUAUGAAUUCUAUUACAUCUAUUCCUAAAAAAUAAAAAUAAAUGCUUUUUAAACAAACAAUAAUUAUUUUAUUUUGAAAAAAAUAGAAAAUAUUAUAAAUUUUAUUUUGCUAGCUUUUCCUAAUGACAAUAUUAUAAAUAAGCUAGAAGCUUCCCUUGAAAACUGGUUCAUUUUUGAACAAAGCGACGAAUCUCAAUUUGACGAGCUUUUAUCAGAAGUUGUUAAUAAAUACAAAAUAGAGCUAGAAGCCGCUUGCACCAAUAAAGAUACUGAAAAAUUAGGCCAAAUUACUUUUACUGAGUUUAGAGAAGCAUUAAAGGAAUGUAAAAUUGAUUUACCAGAAAAUGUUUUAAAAUAUAUUUCACUGCUGUUUUAUUCUCAUAAUUAUGAGCUAAAUUCUGCACCUUAUAUGAGCUUUAUACAAGCUUAUGGGGAUAAUUAUAUGGAGGAUGAGUAUGAAGAAGCUGGAAUUUUGGAGGAAGAACAAGCGGAUAUAGUUAGACAAUAUUUAGCUAAAAUUGCAGAAAAAUUGAGAAAUUUACAGAAAUCGCCGAGCGAGGUGUUUAUUUCUAAUGAAUCAGGGCUGAUUUCUCCAGAUGACUUUUUGGAUGGGUUAGAGACUCUGGAGCUAACGAAUAUUGAUAAAGAUCAUUUAAAUUUUUUAAUGCAAGCAUUACAAUUUGAAGAAGAACCACAAACUUGUUGUAUACAAAUAAAAGAGCUUGAAGGUAUUUUAAGCCAUUAUCAUGCAGCUCUGGGAGUUUUCGAAGGUAGUGCCACAAGUUCUACAAGUCACAUAAAAAAAAUCUCAAUGCUAGAAGGUGAAGAAAACCUAGACUACAGCGAAGACUCCCCUGAAAAAUCAAAUCAAAACAAACUUUCUCAACAAAUAAGUGAGGCUUCUCCAUUUGCAGGGGAUUUAGCCAAUUCUUCAAAAUUAAAAAGUUUAGGCUCUUCUAGAGGUAACAUCCCAAGCGGAUCAGGGACAUUAAAGAAAAGCGAUUUAGAAAAUUCAGGGACUGAGUCACAUAGAUUAUUAGAAAUAAAAUAUGAAAAAGGUCCUGAAAAUCUGCCCAAAAAUUCUGGAGAAAAUUCAAGUAAUGAAGAAUAUGAAAAUGAUAUUGAAAGCUACCAAAGCUCAAAUACAAGAAGACAAAGAUCGAGCACAAGGGGGCAGGGUGGAGAAGAAAAAAGAAGUGAAAAAGAAGAAAUUUAUAAAGAAAGUGAGAAUAAAGAGAGGGAGAAAGCAGAAGAAAAGGAAGAAGGAAAUAUGAAUUGUGUUGGAAAAGAAGAAGGGAAGAUAGAAAGAGAGGGAGAAAGAGAGGGAGAAAGAGAAGGAACGGAAGGAGAUGAAGAAAGGGGAGAAGAAGAGCUAGAAGAGCAAGAAGAACAAGAAGAAGAAGAAGGGGAAGAACAAGAAGAAGGAGAACAAGAAGAGGAGCAUGAUAAAGUAGGAGAAGAAGGAGAACAAGAAGGGGAAGAAAGUGAAGAAGAAGAAGAAGCUGGGAAAAUUCAAGAAGAAAAUACCAACAUGAAUGAGAAAGAAGGAGAAAUUCACCAUGAAAAGCUUGAUAAAAACGAAGAAACAAAAGAGAUUGAUAUAAACUCAAACGAAAAUAAGCACGAGUCUUUCAGCAUGCAAAACUCUAUUGAAUCAACCAAAAACAGGCUUUCAGAGUCAGCCCUGCAAGUAAGAACUGUAAGUCUAACUGAAUCUGAAUCUUCAAAUGAAGCUGUGGAGUAUCCAAACAUCAAUAAGCCUCCUUAUAAUGAAAUAAUAGAAAAUGAGCUCGAUGAAAAAUCGAACAGAAGCUCAAAUAUUGGCAAUACCAAUCGAAGCCAAAAAAUGCAAGUUGAAGAUCUAAGAGAUUCAAGCGCCGAAAAUCUAGAAGACGAAAAAUUAUUUAAACUUGAAGAAAAUAAGACAUCAUCAAGACUGAACUUUGAGCCUGAUAUUGAGCCUACAAGAAGUGAUAAAUCUCUUGGAUCUUCUAAGAACUCUAUGAUAAGAUAA
Molecule: messenger RNA, 4248 nt
Organism: Blepharisma stoltei
Lineage: Eukaryota; Ciliophora; Heterotrichea; Heterotrichida; Blepharismidae
Source: the annotation of a GenBank genome assembly